Pygocentrus nattereri (red-bellied piranha) is the source of this 2237-nucleotide messenger RNA. RefSeq names its product DEF6 guanine nucleotide exchange factor a (gene def6a). Gene Ontology annotation, cellular component: nucleus; cytoplasm. The transcript is spliced from 11 exons. Lineage: Eukaryota; Metazoa; Chordata; Actinopteri; Characiformes; Serrasalmidae. Bases 84 to 1925 code for a protein of 613 amino acids. The record is from RefSeq and is a predicted model, not a curated record.
GGUAGGUUUGAGGUGGAGAGUCCGAGACAGAGAGAGAGAGAAAGAGAGAGAAGAGGGGAAAAACGAGUAAUGUCUCUGCAGUCAUGGAUUUACGCUCCGAGCUGCUGAAGUCCAUCUGGUACGCUUUCACCGCGCUGGACGUGGAGAAGAGCGGAAAAGUGUCCAAAUCUCAGCUGAAGGUUCUGUCCCAUAAUCUGUGUACGGUGCUCUGUAUCCCGCAUGACCCGGCGGCUCUAGAGGAGCAUUUCAGAGAUGAUGAUGAUGGCCCAGUUUCCAGCCAGGGCUACAUGCCCUACCUCAACAAAUACAUCCUGGAUAAGGUGGUGGAGGGAGUGUUUGUGAAGGAGAACGUGGACGAACUUUGCUGGACUCUGACAGCGAAGAAGAACUACAAGCCAGCGGGAGGGAGCAUUCUGUCCCACAAAGACGCUUUCCGCCUCUGGUGCCUCUUCAUCUUCCUCUCGGAGGAUAAAUACCCCCUGGUCAUGAUCCCUGAUGAGGUUGAGUAUUUACUGAAGAAGCUGUGCAUGGCCAUGAGCGUGGAGCUGAACGGGGUGGAGCUAGAGGACUUUAUAUCCCAGGGUUCUGUUCAGCAGAAUGGCUUUACUGUGUGGGCUUUCCUGGAGAUGAUGAACACCGGCAGGCUAACCAGGGGAAUCGCCAAGGAGUCCAUCAGCAUGGCCAUAGAAGAGGUGUACCGGGAAAUAGUGGGGGAUGUGCUGAAAGAGGGUUAUCUAUGGAAGAAGGGUCAGCUGCGGCGGAACUGGACAGAGCGCUGGUUCACCCUCAAACCAAACGCUCUGGACUACUACACCAGCGAAGACCGCAAAGACCGUAAAGGCAGCAUCACACUGGAUUCUAACUGCUGUGUGGAGGUUCUUCCAGACCGAGACGGUAAAAGAUGCAUGUUCUGUCUGAAAACUAUCUCGAAGACCUUCGAGCUCAGCGCCUCGGACACCAAACAGAGACAGGAGUGGACAUCAGCAAUCCAGACAGCGAUCCGUCUCCAUGCAGAGGGGAAGACGUCUCUCCAUAAGGAUUUGAAGCAGAAGCGGCGGGAGCAGAGGGAGUUCAGGGAGCGGAGGAGGGAGGCGAAAGAGCAGGAGCUCCAGCACCUCCGCAACCUGCAAGAGGAGCGAGAGAGGAAGAUGGCGGAGCUGGAGCUCCUGAAGGAGGCGCAGAGACAAGCUCAGAUACUCCUACAGCAGGAGGAGGAGAGGAGGAGAAAACAACAUGAAGAACUACAGCAGGCGCUGGAGGAGCAACUCAGAGAGGCAGAGGAGGCACGUGCAUGCAUGCAGGCUGAGAUGGCUCUGAAGGAGGCAGAGGCGGAACGACAGCAGAGGAGGAUCAAGGAGCUGGAGGAGCUUCAGCAGCGGCUGGAGGAGGCGCUGCACCAGGAGGUUAAAGCCAGACAGGACGAGGAGGCUUUCAGAUACACACAGACCCGGUUGCUGGCUGAGGAGGAGGAGAAGAUUAAGGCUCUGAUGAGUCUGCAGGAGGAGCAGGAGGAGUGUAUCCAGCGAGCUCAGAGGGAGAAGCAGGAGAUGAAGCAGGAGAUGGAGACUAAGAGCCGCGCUCUGGAGGAGGCCCAGAGGCAGCUGGAAGAAGUCCGAGCCAAUCGCCAUAGAGUGGACCAGGAUGUUGUGGCUGCCCAGAGGAAGCUUCGGCAGGCCAGCACUAACGUCAAACACUGGAACGUCCAGAUGAACCGGCUGAUGCACCCCAUCGGACCAGGAGAGAAGCGUCCAUCUGUAGGAGGAUUUCACUCCAGCUUCAGGAUCCCUAUGCAGAAAGACCCGGGACUGCGGCUCUGGCAGAAAAGCAGCGAGCAGGACGAGGAGAGCAAGGAGAACGCGGCUAGAGGAGACGCUGACAAGAAACGCCUUUCGCAGGGCUCAAACGGAGACAUUGACGUGCAUUGAUCCCCUCAGAGAGAUACAAAGCCACUGUCUCCUCCAGCUCACCGCUUCUCCAUCCUGGAGCUGGAUUCAUAAAAGCUUUCUGAAGAAAAACCUCAGGAAAGAUCUCCAGACAAACUCUGACCAUGUUGUUCAAUGUAGUUACCAGAAAAAAAACCAAGUCUGCAGACAUGGAUAACUCCAUCACUGAGUUAUCUGUCAUUCUGAGCAGUUUGGUGUGAAAUGACUCAGACGUCUUUACAGUGGUGGUGAUGGGAACCAGGCGUCGCCAUGACUACAACACAGAUAUAGACAUUUUAUUUACUAUCCAGAACC